Molecule: messenger RNA, 2424 nt
Organism: Armigeres subalbatus
Lineage: Eukaryota; Metazoa; Arthropoda; Insecta; Diptera; Culicidae
Product: synaptic vesicle glycoprotein 2C-like
Exons: 12
Coding region: 726-2309 (527 amino acids)
Biological process (GO): transmembrane transport
Cellular component (GO): membrane
Molecular function (GO): transmembrane transporter activity
Source: RefSeq, a predicted model, not a curated record
ACAAGUUGGUAAUGAAAAACAAAAUACUAUAAGUAUGUAUGAAGAACCUAUUCUAAUUUUAAACAACGUUCUGUAAGUUUCGUCAGUUGAGAAAGUGUGAUCAGGGAAAGCGGUUGUGCAUUAGUUGCAAUCUGGCACUCGUUCGACAAACAGAAGGGGAAAGCUUAGUGAAUUGUUUUUCGCGACUCGGGAAACCAACAGCAGUUCUAAUCAGUUUUAUUUUUACAUGUCGUGAAAGUCAAGUGCGCAGUUAGCAUCAAGUGUUCUGACGGGUGACCCCGCAUCAUAUAGCAGAUAUGCUUUUCGUACUGGUUUAUUGAACCUAAAUUUGAACAAGUGUUGCUUAAUGGAGUGAUAACUAAAUUGUGUAAUAAAGUUAUCAUAAAAAGAAAUAAAACUCUAAGGUACUUAGUUUAGAGAAGUGAAGAAGUACAUGUAUUCCUUAUAUAACCGUCCAACGAAAAUUGAAAAAAUCGUUCGAUCAAGCUUUGUGUAUUGUGCAAAAAUGUUCAAGAAAAAAUAAAUCAAACAUUCUUCAAAGGGGAUUAGAUUUGUUGUUAUAAAGCUGUAGUGAAGAUCGUUCCGGAAUCAAUCAUUAUAAAGCAAAGUUCACAGAAUUCAAUUCAGGUUGACGGAAUCGUUCAAAACUAUCAGUUUUACAAUUGUACAUACUUGCGAAGGCUAGAGAAGAACGGAAACGGUCAUUUGUCCACCUACAGCUAGUUAUGGGAUUGGAUUUCAUCGAGGGAGGCAGCGCCGAUUACGAAAAUGCACUUAUUUUAGCCGGAUUCGGAAAAUUCCACUUCCUGCUGCUGACAAUAUGUGGUUUAAUUUACGCAAAUACAGCGGUCGGCAUUACAAUCAUUUCUUUCGUCCUACCGUCGGCGACGUGUGAUUUUCAAAUGAAAUCGGAGGAUAAAGGAUGGCUAACUGCUGCGCCGAUGCUAGGAAUGGUGAUUGGCUCAUAUUUCUGGGGUUGUCUAGCCGAUACCAAGGGAAGGCGUAUCGUAUUGAUAGCAGCAUUGCUGUUGGAUGGCCUGUCUGGUUUACUCUCGUCAGUAACGCAAAUUUUCGGACUGUUUAUGCUGCUGAGGUUUAUCAAUGGAUUCGCAAUAACUGGUGCGAUGGGAAUAUGCUUUCCAUACCUUGGGGAAUUUCAACCGACGAAAUAUCGAGAAAAGGUACUUUGUUGGAUGGAAAUGUUCUGGACAGUUGGAAUUAUUCUGCUGCCAAUAAUUGCCUGGUUAUUAAUCCCAUUGAAAUUUCACAUUAGCUACGAGUUCACAUUUGGUGAAACCCAAGCAGCAUGGUCGUUUAGCAGCUGGAAUCUAUUCGUCGCAGUUUGUGCACUUCCCAGUUUGGUUUUGGGUGUCGGCCUAUAUAUGUUCCCGGAAAGCCCAAAAUUCUUAAUCGAAUGCGGUGAAACUGAUUUAGCACUAGAGAUUAUUAAAGAUAUCUACGAAACAAAUUCUGGGCGUGAUAGGUCGGAAUAUCCCGUAGAAGUUUUGAAAAGAAGUGAGAAGGCUAACAGCGUCAUGGAUACUCACAACAGAUCGAUACGAACAUUGAGUAUACGAAAGCCAAACCAUUUGAAAAUACUUUUUAGUGAAAUUUGGGACCAAACCAAAGCUCUAUGCAAACCACCACACCUGAAGAAUACAAUUUUGACAUGCAUAAUCCAAUUCGGCAUCACCAGCAGUUACUACACGCUGAUGAUUUGGUUUCCCGAGCUGUUCGAUAGAUUUGAGGAAUAUGAAAAGCGAUUUCCCAACACCCCGGCCUCAGUCUGCGAUGUCUCGUCGAUAGUGUUGGAUAACGUUAAUGGCACACUGGUGGACGAUUUCUGUGGCGGUUCAAUUGACACUAGCGUAUAUUUGCAUACUCUGUUUAUUGGACUCGCUUGUAUUCCCACCAGCUUUUGGCUACCCUUGUGCGUACAUCGGCUGGGUGCGAAAUUCUUCCUAAUAUCAAGCUUGCUUCUGGCAGGAGCGGUAACAGUGGGACUGUAUUUCGUGAUCGACUCUAAGCAGAAUCUCGUUCUGUCAUGCGUUUUCGAAGCGUUGACAUCGAUGGCGAUCAGUACCGUUUAUUGCGUUAUGGUCGAUCUGUUUCCAACAAAUUUGAGGGUUAUGGCCGCUGCAUUAUCUUUAACAUUUGGACGGGGAGGAGCUUUGAUAGGAAAUUUACUCUUCGGAUAUUUAAUCGAUCUGAAUUGUGUAGUACCAGUUGUGAUAUUCUCGAUUAUGUUAUUUAUUAGCGGUGCAUUGUGUUUUUUCUUGCCGAGCACAGGAAGUGAAGCAUUAGAUUAGUUAGCCAUAAUGCCUAAAUGUAUUAUAGGGUUUUACGAUACUACUUAUAAUUUAUCUGUACCAAGGGUUAUGUAAAUUACUAUUGAAUAAACGUGAUUAUGUCGUUAAGAUAAAA